UCACUCCAUCAAACCGUCACUCCGUCAAACCGUCACUCCGUCAAACCGUCACUCCGUCACUCUGUCACACCGUCACUCCGUCACACCGUCACUCCGUCACACCGUCACUCCGUCACUCCAUCACACCGUCACUCCGUCACACCGUCACUCCGUCACACCGUCACUCCGUCACAUAGUCACUCCAUCAAACCGUCAAACCGUCAAACCGUCACUCCGCCACACCGUCACUCCGUCACACCGUCACUCCGUCACACAGUCACACCGUCACACCGUCACACCGUCACUCCGUCACACCGUCACACCAUCACUCCGUCACAUCGUCACACCGUCACUCCAUCACACCUUCACACAGUCACUCCGUCACACCGUCACUCCGUCACACAGUCACUCCGUCACACCGUCACUCCGUCACACAGUCACUCCGUCACUCCGUCACACAGUCACUCCGUCACACCAUCACUCCGUCACACAGUCACUCCGUCACACCAUCACUCCGUCACACAGUCACUCCGUCACACCAUCACUCCGUCACACAGUCACUCCGUCACACCCCCGUCACUCCGUCAACCUUCAAACCGUCACAAACUCCGUCACUCCGUCAAACCGUCAACCUUCACAAACCGUCAAACCGUCAAACCGUCACUCCGCCACACCGUCACUCCGUCACACCGUCACUCCGUCACACAGUCACACCGUCACACCGUCACUCCGUCACACCGUCACACCAUCACUCCGUCACAUCGUCACAUCGUCACACCGUCACUCCAUCACACCGUCACACAGUCACUCCGUCACUCCGUCACACCGUCACUCCGUCACACAGUCACUCCGUCACACCAUCACUCCGUCACACAGUCACUCCGUCACACCAUCACUCCGUCACACAGUCACUCCGUCACUCCGUCACUCCAUCACACAGUCACUCCGUCACUCACUCCAUCACACUGUCACACCGUCACUCCGUCACAUUGUCACACAUUCACACCGUCACAGUCUGGAUAUGAAAUACGAAACUAACACCUGCUCGUAA
Molecule: messenger RNA, 1030 nt
Organism: Plectropomus leopardus (leopard coralgrouper)
Lineage: Eukaryota; Metazoa; Chordata; Actinopteri; Perciformes; Serranidae
Source: RefSeq, a predicted model, not a curated record